This is a messenger RNA of Leucoraja erinaceus (little skate), 8715 nucleotides long. RefSeq names its product GRAM domain containing 1Ba (gene gramd1ba). The record is from RefSeq and is a predicted model, not a curated record. NCBI's taxonomy places the organism in Eukaryota, Metazoa, Chordata, Chondrichthyes, Rajiformes, Rajidae. Gene Ontology annotation, molecular function: sterol binding; sterol transfer activity. Gene Ontology annotation, cellular component: endoplasmic reticulum-plasma membrane contact site; plasma membrane; endoplasmic reticulum membrane. Gene Ontology annotation, biological process: intracellular sterol transport. The coding region runs from base 2193 to 4322 and encodes 709 amino acids. The transcript has 18 exons.
AAUGAUCUUUGUCACAAAUGUACAUCAAGCACAUUAAUGGUAAAUGCAGUCUAAAAACAUCAUUGUGUUAUUAACUCCUGGGCUGUUCAGCAAUUCCUUUUUCACAUAGCAUUCUGAUUCUGAAGAUUCCACAAGGUGGUCUAAAUAGGGUAGUGAGUUGAAAAAGUGAUAUAGUAGUGCUUAGUAUAAAAUGCCGCCAUGGUCUGGUAGGGAACAUGAAGGGGCUGAUUGCCAUUAAAACAAAAUAUCUGCUGGCGCUUAAGCUGUAAUAAGCUGUACAACAUUUUGAUAACAACACUUGUCCUAAUCCCCACAUCUAACAGCGAACUAUUGCUGGGAUUAAUUUAGAUGGUAAGCAAGGAAUUGAUAGUUUUAAAACACUAUUUUGAGAAGUUCAACCUUUUAGCAUUGAAGAACAUAUCUGAAAAAAAGGCAUUUAUAACCCCCGGACAGUCCACAUGUGCCUAGUUUCUUGAAUGUGAUAGGGCAUAUUUAGAAAGGUUAAAAUGAAUACAUGGGAUCUUAAAUAGAGGCACAAAAUAAGAACAUGAGGCAGUCAAGAUGGAUCUUUAUAAAACACUGAUCCAGCCAGAGCUGGAGAUUUGGAUACUAUAAUUUUGGAAAGAUGCAAAGGACGGUGCAGGCGGUUCUCUAUCUCCUUCCUGUUCUCAUCAUAAUUUGUGAUCCGGCCCACCUCAAUGGUCUCAUCUGCAAACUUGGAGAUAGAUGGAGGAUGAGCUGAAUUUGCAAACAGCCAUGAGCAUAUAAGGUGUACACUUUUAAAUAAUAGGAGUCAAUAAACUAUUUGAAUGUUUAUUUGUUUAAAACCAGAAAAUGCAGUUUGUUUAAAAUGAGAAAAUGGUAGAACAACAUAAAAUGCGCAAUGAAGGGCAGCACAGUGGCCCAGCAGUAGAAUUGCUGCCUUGCAGCGCCAGAGGCCCGGAUUCGAUCCAGACUACGGGUGCCGACUGUAUGAAGUUUGUACGUUCUCCCUGUGACAGCGUGGGUUUUGUCUGGGUGCUGCAGUUUCCUCCCACAUACCAAAAACAUUCAGGGUUGUAGGUUAAUUUAUUUUCUGUAAAUUGUCCCUAGUGUGUAGGAUAAAACUAGUGUAUGGGUGAUCGCUGGUUGGCACGGACUAGAUGGGCCAAAGAGCCUGUUUCCAAGCUGUAUCUCUAAAUUAAAUUAAAUUAAACUAAAGUGAUUAAUCAGAGUAAAAAGGUUGAAAUCAUCAGCAAUUAAAGUUAUAGUGUGCAUCAUUACACACAGAAACUACAGUAAGUAUACAUGAAAGGGUUAAGUAGUCUGAAAAGAUAAAUAGUUGCACCCAGCUGUUUGAUGUCCGCAUGUGCAUUCUACACUUUAUCUGGAUUGUAAUAAACUAGAGCUGGAGUUUAUUCAGCGUGAACUUGGUGCCUUUAUACACAUGGAAUAAACAAUAUGUCUCAUUUUAGUUUCAUAUGGUACUCCAGCCUCUCCAUUGACUCAUGUGAAGGCGUUUACCCUAGUAGCAUGCACAUGCUCAUUAGCUAUUUGAUGAUUCAUUAUUCAGGAUACCAAAAAUCUCUCUUUCAGUAAUUUACAAUAAAUGAAUCACAGCAGAACAGAGGUUUUUGUAAUGUAGAAUAGAGUCUAUUUACGUACCAACGGGUGCCAUAGUUUAUUAUUUGCUGACAGGUUAAUAGUUAAUAUUGCCAUCGCCCAAUAGUUGGCACAUGUUCAUUGCCUGUGUUUGUUCAGGUUGUGGAACCAUAUCAAGCUCCUCCCACAGUAAGGAAUCAGAACUGCUUAUAUAUAUCAGAACAGCUUUAUGAUCUUUUGGUAUUUAGUUAAAAGUGCAGAAAGCAACACUGUACAGUCAUUGUUUAAUUGUGUGAAAUUACGUUAACUAGGUUUUUGGAACAGUUUUUCUUCCUCCUUGCUGACAGGAAACAUCUGUGGUUGGCGAUGUGCAAGAGCUGAGGUUACUAUAGGACAGUGGAUACGCAUAGAAUCAAGGCAGUCGGACAUCUAAUUUGUUGCAUGUGGGAGUCAGGCUGAUUCUGUCUUCCAACUUUACUGGUAACCAGCAGAAAUAAUUAAAUUGAGAGGAAAGAAAGUGUCUGACCUAAAACUGAAGUUAAGUAGCAGCAGCAAAAAACAUUUAAUCAGAGAACUCGAUUAAGAAGUCUGAGUUUAACCAAGAGUAAAUUAUGAAUGUUGAAAAUGAGCUGUAUCCUGACUGGGACAUCUCUUAUAAGCCUCACGAGGGAACAGUGGCAUGGUAUCUGGAGAAGAUGCGUUAUUUCCAAGACAACCUUGAUGUCUGGAUUGACCCAGAUAUGGAUGAUGAAGAAAUCCCAGCAGUUUUGAGUCCAACAUACAAGCAACGGAACGAGGAUUUCAGAAAACUCUUUAAGCAGCUGCCAGAUACAGAACGACUCAUUGUUGAUUACUCAUGCGCCCUCCAAAGGGACAUCCUCCUUCAGGGGCGGCUCUACCUCUCAGAAAACUGGAUCUGUUUCUACAGCAACAUUUUCAGAUGGGAAACACUGCUCACUGUACGCCUCAAGGAUGUUUGUUCAAUGACAAAAGAGAAAACAGCCCGACUCAUUCCUAAUGCUGUCCAAGUAUGCACUGACACUGAAAAGCACUUUUUUACUUCUUUUGGAGCCCGGGACAGAACCUACAUGAUGAUGUUCAGACUCUGGCAGAAUGCACUGCUUGAUAAGCCUCUUUGUCCCAAAGAGCUGUGGCACUUUGUUCAUCAGUGUUAUGGAAAUGAACUUGGUCUGACUAGUGACGAUGAAGAUUAUGUUCCCCCAGAUGAUGACUUCAACACAAUGGGGUUUUGCGAGGAGAUCCCAGUGGAAGAAGUAGAGGUCCUUGAUAACUCAUCUAAAAGCAGCAUAGAAGUAAAGACGGAUUGCAGUCCUCAGAUGCACAAGAAAUCAGUCACAAACAGCACACUAACCUCUACAGGGAGCAAUGAGGCUCCUUCCUCAUUUGAUGGUAUUACAGCAGAAGAUGAAGUUGAUUUUCAGCUAGUAGGUGAAAUCGCAGCUCUUCAGGUCAUUGGCAAGAAUGAAAUCAAUUUGGCUGUAAACUCUCCAUCUCUGGACUUCAAUGAUAACGAGGACAUUCCAACAGAGUUGAGUGACUCUUCAGAAACACACGACGAGGUGGGACUAACUACAGCUGAUUUUAAAAAACUGAAGACAGGUGAAGUGCAAGCAUUCUAUGAAGACCUCAAUGGCCGACAAUACAUUAAUGAGGUCUUUCAUGUCAAUGUGGACAGACUAUAUGAUUUGCUCUUCACUGACUCUCAGUUUCUACGUGAUUUCUUUGAGCAACGGCGGUUCACUGAUAUGGUUAGUCAUCCCUGGAAGAAGGAACUUAAUGGCAAUCAGACUCGAGUGAUGUUAUACACUAUUGCUCUCUCAAAUCCACUUGCGCCAAAAACUGCCACAGUCACAGAGACCCAGACAUUGUACAAAGCCAGCCAGGAGAGUGAAUGUUAUGUGAUUGAUGCCGAAGUGAUUACACAUGAUGUUCCAUAUCAUGAUUAUUUCUACACUAUCAACAGAUAUAGCCUUACACGGGUCGCAAAAAACAAAAGCAGGCUGAGGAUAUCCACAGAACUAAAGUAUAGGAAACAGCCUUGGGGGUUGGUGAAAUCGUUUAUUGAGAAGAAUUUCUGGAGUGGUUUAGAUGACUACUUCAGACAUUUAGAAAUUGAGCUUGCAAAAGUAGAGAAACAAUAUGCUGCUGAACUGCACAGGCAAUCUCCAAAAGAUAAAAGCAACAAAUCAUCCACAAUUCGGCGGAGAAAACGGCCUCACAUACAUGUGCGAGGUCAACACCUCGACGAAACUGCCAGUCCUGUUACUACACCAACUGACGAAGAGAUGGGCCAGAGGAUUAAACAUGUGGCAGGUUCCACUCAGACAAAACACAUACCUGACGAAAUUUCAGGAGGAAUUCAUCUUUACAGUGUUUCCAAGUUAUUGCUCAUUAUAACCUUUGUCCUGGUGUUACUAGUAUUUCUGAAUAUGAUGCUGUUUUACAAGCUGUGGAUGUUGGAGUAUACGACGCAGAGUCUCACAACUUGGCAUGGAAUUAGGCUCCAGGAGAGCAAACUGCCUCAGUCUCAGGUGGAGUGGGCCCAGCUGUUAGAGUCACAACAGCGUUACCAUGACGCUGAACUACAGAAAUGGAGAGACAUUUUAAAAUCAUCAGUGGUGCUUCUAGAUCAGAUGAGAAACUCAUUACUAACUCUACAAAAAGGCAUUGGUUUGCGUGAUUACAGUUCAGAAACAGACAAGCAUGAUCGAUUUCACUGAUGGGCAUUACCAAGGCCGAAGAGGGAAUUGUGUGCAAUAUAUGUUAUGUACAAAUUAUAUAUAUGUUAUAUAUAUAAAAAGACACUGGAACUGCAGGCUGAGUUGGAUCCCCAGGAUUGCGAAUCAGCAAAUUCACGAUUGACAAAACCAAGAUCCUGCACUGAUUUACAGAACUACUGAAGCAUUGUGGAAAAACAACAAUCACACUAAUCUGCCUACACACUCCUGUUAUAAAUCCUAGAACAUUGUACUGUAAGUGUAACAUCUCACAAAAGCAUGUAAUAAUCUGUAAACUAUCUCUUUUAUGGAAGAUAUGUAACUGAAGUACCAUGUGAACGUUGUUUAAAAUAAGGUAUUCAUCAACAGAUAGGAGUAGGCUGAGGGUCUUGAAACUGUUACCAGUUAAUUCUGCCUGCAGAAACAUCAGAUACAUCUGAUUUAAGAUUAACACAAUUAAUCCAAUAUAUUGAUUCUGGCUCAGUGAAUGGUUAAAGAAACUGUGAAUAUCUAUAUUGAUAAAACUUGAAGAUUUUCUAAGUUACAAGUGAAAAGUUACUGGAAUCCUGAUGCAACUGAUUUAGUUAUUUAUUAUUGUUAAAAACAGUCUAAACAAUCUAUCAUAGGCAGGUCCAAGAAUAUAUCGAGCGACAGCAUGUUUCUGCUCUGUUACCCUCACUGCAGCAUGUUUAAGAGUUGCAGAUUGCUCAUCUGAGCAUGUGUGAAGCCUGCUAAUGAAGCAUUCCAUCUUUUACGAUGAAAUGUUAUCAGUUUGUCAGGGAUGAGUAUCAUGAUCAGCAUUGUUAACAUAUAGAGGCACCUACAGGAGAAGAAGAGACCCCCUGAGAAAUGUGAUGACAUGUUUUGCUGUGCUGCAGGGUAUGCCAUGCCAUCUAAUCAAUUUGAAGUUCAACGUUGUAUGAUGAAAAAUUGAACAUUUAUAGACGAUAAUUGUCCCGGACUGAAAAAAAUUGUGAUUUCAAUUUUCCUUCAGUUUAAAAGGAAAAUAUUGAAAAAUUCGUCUUAAGGAUCACUGUAGAAUUUGAUUCGCAGAUCAGGCAGGAUCUUAUUAGAUGCAAUGCGAUUUUUGAGUGUUAUGGCAUUUGAUGAUAUCUCUUAUUUGAAAAACAGGGAAAUUGUGCUGUGCACAUGCUAAAUGAGUGUAUGACAGAUGCAAUAUUUAGUGACCAAAAUUCAAUGUUGUUGCCUUAUUAGAACAGAAAUCCAGGCAGUUGUAAGUGUAAAAAGAUGCAUGCUUUGUGAGGGUAUAGUGGCAGAAUUGAUGAAACCAAGUGACCGCAGUCAAAUAGUUUAAUCCAGUCAACACUGAACUAGUGCAUGCAGGCGCUUUAACUAUUGGUAGGUUUUUUUUUGCAUUAAUAAUGCAAGAAUAAAAUGGAUUUAAAGUGAAUUUCAAAGAUAAAUACAGACUGUUAAAGUACAAUCUUUAGACAUGGGUCUGUGAAAAUUGGUGCUCAUGAGUGAGCUCUUUGGUAUGAACAAAAGAUCAGCUACUAACAUAGUCCAAGAAAAUAAAUAUUUAAAUAGUUUAUUUAUAAGUGUAUUGUGUCAGGACUAAUGUGUGAACUGAUUGAAUUGGAAGUUAUGGUGUAAGGAUUAACAGAUGGAGAAUUACCUCUUCAUUUUGUUCAAAGAUUGAUCAUUCAGCCAUGAUAAUUCUUUUUAAUGAAAAUCCCUGAGCUCUUUUAUUUAAAAUUGGUGGGCCAAAUUGGAGGGCGUGUGGGGAAUUCUGGCGUCUUCAAACAAAAUAGUUUGGAUAGAUUUCAUGCUCCUCGGUAUGAAAUUUGUGGCAACAAACACUAUGUAUUUCACAGGCAGCUGUAUUACUUUCCAGCAUUGUAGAUUGCAUUUGGAAUAUUUACUGGUCAUGUGAAAACUGAUAUGUCAAAGUUGUCCAAUAAUUUCUGAAAUGAAAACUCCACAAUUUAGAUUUAUUAAAAAAGACAUGAACUCCAGUAACUAACCAUUGCAAAUGCACCUUAUGUUAGGAUGUAGCUGUCUGGACAAUUAUUUGAUAAGUGAUACAGCUGCCAAUAUUUACCUUUUCAAUAGUCAGAAAAAGUAAGAUUUGAUAUCAAAUAUGAGGUGCUUUUAAUAUGACUGAUACAACAUUUUAAAAAGAAAAGAUUACUUUCUAAAAUGAACAAACCUUUCUAUUGGUCAGACAUUUUUGCUGCCAAUCAGAAAUUUAGUAAUAUUUAAUCCAUUAAGAUGAGAUGUGAAUAGCCAGUCAUUUGACUGCAUAUUAAAUUGUGUGGGCAGGUAUGCCCAAGUGCACUAUUUUCACCUAAGAACUGAAUUUUUCAGUGCAAUGGAUUGUGUAGACCAUAAUAGUUUGUCUUAAGGACACAACCAUUGUGCGAACCAUGUCCCUGAUCUGCUUAAAUCGAUGGGAGUAUUGAGAAAGGCGGUGUCUAAUUGUUAUAUAGAUUUUGGAUGGCAAAUACUGACAAAUCCACUUCUAACUAAAUUAUGGCAUCAUAUUUUCUUUAAGCAGGUCAUCCUCCUUCAGUGUUGCAUUCACUUUUAUUUUUUUGUUGUUGUACAUUGCUUCUACACUCAACAAAAUAGUAGAAUCAUGAUCCUUUGCAGAAUGCCACUGAUCAGAUUCAGUAGGCUGUGUUUGUGAUGUCAAUCACUCCAUAUAUAGCAUCAUGUUGAUGAGUACAGGCUUUCCUUUUUGUGCUAUAGUAGUAACUUAUUUUUUUUUAAACUCUGGAUUACACUUUUGUUGCCUUUAAUAUUUAAUUUCAUUUUUUCAGUUGAUGUUAUGAGAUUCAAAUAUAGAACAUAGAUUUGCACUGUAGAAGAAAAACAUGGAUAUCGUGAUGCUGUCUAGCUGCUCGUACUCAUUUUAUUUUUAUUCGGUGCUUGGUAUGGUAUAGGAUUGCCAGAAUAUAAUGAAUUGAGUUAAUAUUUUGUUUUUGAAUUAGCUAAUAAAUAUGGCUAGAUUUGUUCUUAGUUUUUACAUUAUGUGUAACACCAAAUAUCAGUCAAAAGGUCAGUUCUGAGGGUAGGUUUGCAAGCCUAUAGUGAGUGAGUGUGUAUGAGUGUGUGCAUGGGAAGGCUAAUUUGCACAACAUAGAAAAUUCAAAUUGCUGUAACAGACUACUGGGUUGAUAACCCAUGAAUCAAUGUUUAGUGGACACUGUCGAGCAGCUCAAAAUGAAAGCAUAUUCUCAUCAAAACAGAGCAAUUAUUGUUUGAAUAUAGAUAAUGAAUCACCUUAGUGAAAUAUCCCUCAACUUUCUAUUCAAGCAAAGAUUUGAAAAUUGACCUAUUUGGACUUGCAUGGUUUUAAAACAUUUUCUAAAGAAUACUGUGGGGGAUAUAAAAUCCCAACAGGAUGUUUGAUGAGGAUAGUGUUUAUAUUUACAUUCUUAUACAUUGUUUUAUUUCCUUGUUUUAAUCUGGAUAAUGAGUAAUAGUUUGGAUGACCUGGUUGAGUUUUCGUAAUUUCUUUUUUUUCCUGUUAACACAAUUUUGCCGUUAUAUAAUUACCAUGAUGUAAUAGAGGUGAUUAAGUGACACCAUGCCUGAAAAUAAGUUGUGACCAAAAUAAUUAAGUUUCAAGCAAAGGUUGAAAUGAUAUGAAUUUUAGUGAAUUUUAUUGAAAUCACUUAUUUCUAAAUCAUUUUGUAAUCAUAUGGCACUUUUGAAAUAUCAAUGUAUUAAUAUUGCUUGGAACUAAAAUGCAAUUGCAGAAAUAUUGUCCUGAUUGAAAAUGAUACAAGUAACGCAUAUGAAUGUUCAAGACCUACUUGUACAUAUUUAUGUUCUUAUUUGCUUUCUCUAUGUUCCUGGUCAUGCAUAUUGGCUAUCUUUAUUUCAUGAUUUCUAUAUAGUAUGGUUAAACAUGAUUGAACGCAGCACCCAUCAAUCAUUCACAAAUUCAGUGUAUUCUGAAAUCAGAUUACAGUAGGUGUUCCAUGUCUGAUCGCAGAGACAGUUGAGUGGUCAAUGACACUUAAUGAUUGAUGUGUGCCUAUAAAAUUUGCUUCUUAGCCCUCCAACAUAAAGGGCAGGAAGUAUGUGAUCAUUGUGAACCAGUAGUGGGUCAUAACCCAUUGGUAAAGACCAAAAAUAAUAUGCAUAUGCAAUUAAAGGGUCUAAUCCCUUGCCGAGGCCUCCACUGCAGUUGAUUUGCCCAAAAGCUACCAGUGCUGGCAUUGGAUAAACUUUGGGGAACUAGUUUUUACAUGCAGUGCAUGAGGUCAGAAAGGAACCAUGUAUUAGACCACAAAUGAUGAGGGAGGUUUCAAAAUAUAGUUACUAAAUAUGGAACCAGUGAGAAUAAGAUUGCUGCUCCUUAACCUGUGUUUAAAGAUAUGCUAGUUGUUGUUUUCCCCCCCCCAAAAUAAUUGCCACUUUCCCC